This is a messenger RNA of Carassius carassius (crucian carp), 2558 nucleotides long. RefSeq names its product glucose-dependent insulinotropic receptor. The transcript has a single exon. Gene Ontology annotation, biological process: G protein-coupled receptor signaling pathway. Lineage: Eukaryota; Metazoa; Chordata; Actinopteri; Cypriniformes; Cyprinidae. Bases 1382 to 2539 code for a protein of 385 amino acids. Gene Ontology annotation, molecular function: phosphatidylcholine binding; G protein-coupled receptor activity. The record is from RefSeq and is a predicted model, not a curated record. Gene Ontology annotation, cellular component: membrane.
CACCAUUUGACACGCAGUUGUUUCUGUCCGGGUGAAGGCAGAAGAGUGAUGCCAAACAGUACGCACAGCACAGCAACAUGGAAAAUAGUCUUCGCUUUAAAGACAUCUUUUGCCCAGUGCUCUAAACAACCUGGAGAAGCGUUAGUAUUCCUUUCAGAGUGCCCAAGAUGUCCCUUAUUUAGGCAGCUCAAGGUAAAGAUGGGCUGUGAUGUCUAAUUUAGGGGUCCAGGAGCUUUCUGUGGCCAGAGUGUAGCAGUGGGCACAACAACUGCUGACCACAAUCCACUUUCAAUAGCAGUGAACAGUCUAGUAGGGAUGAAUAACAUUGCCACAUUGUUGACCAGUGGGAGUCUGGCUUUAUUGUGUAGCACUGUCAGAUCUUUCCUCGGUAUGGACAACUAUGUGCAGAUUGUUAAAAACCGGUUGCAUGGUUUUAAGUCCAUUGUACUUGAGGGCUUUGACUCAUUCCCAUGACUCCAGAGAGAAGUUGAAGAGGUCGCUGCAUUAACUGAUUUGUCUUGUUCCCAAAAUAUAUCAGUAUUUGUACAUUGACCCUGACUCCAAUGAUGUAAAAGGGUUUGAAUAUGGUAAGCAUUUAUUCACCCGCGAGUGCUUCUGUUUAUUUAGAGUUUGUUCACUCAUGAGCAAUCACAGUCAUCCUGUUAGUGUCCACCCACCUCCCAGCCCUCUCUCCAAACCCAACCCGCUCUUUACGUCCAUCAGUUUCCUUUCCCCAUUUUGAGGUUGUCCAAAGUUAGUAGACUGAUUCCAUGCUGAUAGAAAAACAUCUGCGGCCAACAAAACAGACACUGGCACAUCAGCCCAUUUGAAAUGGAAGAAUUAAUUUUUUUGCCUUCAUCCUAAAGCCGAAUCUGAAAAAUGCACUGAGAGAUGCAAGAAUGACUACUCGCUUGGAAUCCUUCUUCUGGUCGUCUUUUCCACAGUUGGAAUAUGUUCUCUGUUGAAUUUAUAUGACUUUUUCACUGUGAGGAGAAUGGAUUUCUUGAGACAGGAGUUCAUCGGCUCUUAUCACUUUUUCAGGCAAGGAACAGUCUUAAACUUCUGAGUAGUAUCCUGAGAAUAUUUCUUUAUGAAAAAUCAAGGAUAAAGAUUUCAUUAAAAGAUCAUCGUUUUCUUGCACUUCGGAAGACUUAAGUUGUAAUUUCAAAAUAAUCGUGAUUUCAUGGCCAUAGCCGCUUCCAGUAGGAAGUAUGCUCUGAUGGGACCUGGAUGGCAGCCAAACAGAACAAGGGGCAGACAAACAAAACUACAGAAGCAGUUUCUUAAUCUGAGAAAUGUAAAUCUACGUCAGUGUCCUUUUUUCAUCAUGAAACCAUCAGGAUCUUGAUCUGUUUAAAUUCUUAUCAAAAUUGAUGCAACAAUGAUCGCUUUCAAUGAGACUCAGGAGACAUCCUUGGAAACCCUAAGGGAGAACUACGUAGUGACAGUACCCAGUCCAGAGCUCACAACCCCUGCUGUGAUAGAAAGAGAGGUAGUGGCCAUGGGCUGUAUUCUUAGUGCGGCAUCCAUUUUGAUCAUCUCCACCAACCUUUUAGUCGUUUUUGCCCUGGUUCUCCUCAUCCGCAAGAGGGGCUGCCAGAGCUGGUGUUUUGUCUUAAACCUAUCUAUAGCAGACAUCCUGGUUGGCGUGGCUAUCACUGGCAUUGCCACUGAUGCUCUCGAAGGAACUACGGCCUCCAUGGAGAAGGGCAUUUGUUUGUUGCGCAUGACCUUUAUCAUGGCACCCUCUGCAGCCUCCAUCUUAACCAUGUUCUUGAUCUCACUGGACCGCUACGUAGCUAUAAAGUUACCCCUGCGCUAUUCGCAGUUAAUGAGCGGUAAGAUGAUUGUUGGGGCUCUGGUUCCCGUCUGGCUCAUCUCGAUGACUGUGGGAUUUUCACCCAUCAUUUUGAAACCGUUGCAGAAGGAAGGUUAUCACAAAGUCUGCACGUUCUUCUCUGUCAUAGAGCCAAAGAGCAUCAUUGUGGUCUUCUGCCUUUUUUUCUUUCCAAUACUCUCAGUCUUCAUCUAUUUUUACAUGGACAUUCUGAAAAUUGCCUGGGGCCAUCAGAAGCGCAUCCGUGCCCAGCAAGCAGGUUCACGCAUUCUGACAUCUAGCCGUUACUGGGGCCACGUAAAAGCCCUGCGGACUAUUGCCGUGCUGAUUGGUUGCUUCACGCUCUGCUGGUGCCCCUUUUUUGUGGUCAGUAUUGUGCAGGCAUCAUGUCCAACCUGUGAACUUUAUGACUUUUUGGAGAACCAUCUGUGGCUGCUGGGGCUCUCAAACUCUCUAAUAAAUCCCCUUGUUUAUGCUUGCUGGCAGCGGGAAGUGAGAAGCCAGAUCUGUGAGAUCUUCGCUCAUAUUAAAGUCAGGUUGUGUUGUGUGACACACUCUGAGACGGCAGACAGAUGCCCCACAGACCACCCGAUUGUCACUCAGGCAGUAAGGUUUCAUGACAAGAUGCUAUCCACCCCAUUAAAUUACAAUCGGUCUGUCACAAUUCCUGAACAACAUCCAGAAAAUAUUUCCAAUAGAUAGGAUAUCCUUUUAAUCCACU